Messenger RNA from Carcharodon carcharias (great white shark), 1149 nucleotides. Its product is annotated as gastrula zinc finger protein XlCGF8.2DB-like. The record is from RefSeq and is a predicted model, not a curated record. The transcript has a single exon. Lineage: Eukaryota; Metazoa; Chordata; Chondrichthyes; Lamniformes; Lamnidae. Gene Ontology annotation, cellular component: nucleus. The coding region runs from base 94 to 1080 and encodes 328 amino acids.
AUUCACAGCGGGGAGAAACUGUACACGUGUUCUUUGUGUGGACGAGGCUUCAACUGAUCAUCAAACUUGGAGAGACACAGGGACAGCUGCACCAUGGAGAAACCAUGGAAAUGUAAGGACUGUGAGAAAGGAUUCAAUUGUCCUUCCAAACUGGAAAUCCAUCGACGCAGUCACACUGGGGAAAGGCCGUUCACCUGCUCCAAGUGUGGGAAGGGAUUCACUCAGUUAUCCUCCAUGCUGACACACCAGCGAGUUCACACUGGAGAGAGACCAUUCACCUGCUCCGAGUGUGGGAAAGGAUUCAAGUGGUUAUCCCACCUGCUGACACACCAGCAAGUUCACACUGGAGAGAGACCAUUCACCUGCUCUGAGUGUGGGAAGGGAUUCACUCAGUCAUCAAACCUGUUGACACACCAGCGAGUUCACACUGGGGAAAGACCAUUCACCUGCUCCCAGUGUAGGAAGGGAUUCACUCAGUUUUCCGCCCUGCUGAGACACCAGCGAGUUCACACUGAAGAUAGACCAUUCACCUGCAUGGUAUGUGGAAAAGGAUUCACUGGGUCCUCUGACCUGCUGAAGCACCAGCGAAUUCACACUGAGGAGAGGCCAUUCAGUUGUACUUCCUGUAGAAAGAGAUUCAGGACUUCAUUCAACCUCAAAGUACACCAGCGAGUUCACACUGGGGAGAGGCCUUUCACCUGCUCCGAGUGUGGGAAGGGAUUCACUAAGUCAUCAAACCUACUGACACACCAGCGAGUUCACUCUGGGGAGAGACCGUUCACCUGCUCCGAGUGUGGGAAGGGAUUCACUCACUCAUCCAACCUGCUGAAACACCAGCGAGUUCACACUGGGGAGAGACCGUUCACCUGCUCCGAGUGUGGGAAGGGAUUCACUCAGUCAUCCAACCUGCUGAAACACCAGCGAAUUCACACAAGGAGAGGCCGUUCAGCUGCACUUCCUGUGGAAAAGGGAUUCAGCCUUAAUUCCACCUCAGUGUACACCAGUGAAUUCACAUUGGAGAGAGACCAUCCACCUGCUCCGAGUGUGGAAAGGGAUUCACUCAUUUAUCCAACCUGUUGAGACACCAGCGAGUUCACACUGGAGAGAGGCUGUUCACCUUCUCCGAAUGUGGGAAGGGAUUCACUUGGU